Messenger RNA from Cylicocyclus nassatus, 1174 nucleotides. Lineage: Eukaryota; Metazoa; Nematoda; Chromadorea; Rhabditida; Strongylidae. The record is from the annotation of a GenBank genome assembly.
AUGGCAGAAGGCGACUUAUAUAAUCAAGUCAGGUGUCCCAUCCUGAGGAGUGACCUCAGUGAAAAUCUCCUUUUCCAGGAACAAUUACUGACUAGAAGCAGACAAAAAAGUGAGAGAGAUACUGUAACACUUUUGGACCUACUGAAGGGAUGUCUUAUGUGUUGUUAUUUGAUAUGUCCACCUACUCCUGGCUGUAUUACUCGUAAGAUAGCAUUUCAUCCACCUGAGAAAGGGCGCACUUAUACGGUCUGUCUAGAAGACGGCACAAAAGUGAAUAGCGCUUCGAAACUAGUUGGCAAGAAAUUCUUCAUCAAACCUGCACGUCUGACAAAAUGCUCCAUUGAAGACUACAAUGAAAUAACAAGGCGUGUCAAAUGCUUUACCUUGCGAACAGCAAACGGGAAUGACAUCAUAGUGAUUAGAUGCUCUCCUGAACAUGCGGAAAAAGUAGAGCGAUUUAGCAGAAUGGUCAUCAUAUUCUCUCAACCAAACGCAUCCGAUCUCGGAGAGUAUCUGCAGCCAUUUCAUCUGAACAUUCCUCUCAUGGCUGAACUAUUCGAAACUGAUGUCUAUGCUUUCGAUUACUCGGGAUUUGGCUACUCCACCGGAACUGUCUCAGAAAGAAACAUCUACGCUGACCUUCGCGCUGUCUUUGACUAUAUUCGUAAGACCCGUCCCGAGAAGAAGAUAGUUCUGCUAGGCUAUAGCAUCGGUACAGCAGCAGUAGCAGAUCUAGCGGCCAAUAAUCCCGAUGGUCUAAUUGGCGUAGUAAUGGUUGCCCCUUUCACUAGCGGACUCCGACUAUUUGGACGAAAGCCAGCCGAACCGACCACUAGCAAACUUGAUAGAUUCACAACGUACGAUAAAAUGCCCAAAGUCAACGUCCCGGUUCUUGUUUGCCAUGGAGCUGCUGAUGAAGCCAUACCCGUGGAGCAUGGUUUAGUGAUAACCAAGAGGGCACCUCGUGCCGUUACACCCCUGUUCAUCCAAGGAGCAGAUCACAUGUCCGUAUUCAAUGGAAAAUAUCUGCAGACAUUCAGAAGAAUUAGAAAAUUUAUGGAUGAAGAAGUUGAUAAUACUCAAGAAUCUCGUAACAGCUCAAAUGAAUGAAGAGUUUUUGAAAUACUGAAAAUUUGACCAUGAUACUCGUAAACAUAAAGAAUAAAUAUUAAUU